Salarias fasciatus (jewelled blenny) is the source of this 2191-nucleotide messenger RNA. It is a transcript of the gene rhbg, whose product is annotated as Rh family B glycoprotein. Gene Ontology annotation, cellular component: plasma membrane. The record is from RefSeq and is a predicted model, not a curated record. Gene Ontology annotation, biological process: ammonium homeostasis; ammonium transmembrane transport. The transcript is spliced from 10 exons. Bases 178 to 1551 code for a protein of 457 amino acids. NCBI's taxonomy places the organism in Eukaryota, Metazoa, Chordata, Actinopteri, Blenniiformes, Blenniidae. Gene Ontology annotation, molecular function: ammonium channel activity.
GCGAGCUGUUUCUCCUACCUCACACACUCUCUCACACACACACAUACACACACACCCACAUCCACCCACACACACAUACAGCAGCCUCCUGCACCCGGGGAGUGUGUGUGAGAGAGAGACUGAGUGUGUGAACCUUCCGGCGCCGGGUCUGUAGUCGGUCAGCGGCAGAAGGAGACGAUGACGGACUCGUCCACCAACAUGCGGCUGAAGCUGCCGCUCAUCUGCUUCAUCCUGGAGAUCAUCCUCAUCAUCCUCUUCGGCGUGCUGGUGCAGUACGACCACGACACGGACGCCAGGGACUUCCACAACAAGUCGCACCACGACUACGAGAACGACUUCUACUACCGCUACCCGAGUUUUCAGGACGUGCACGUGAUGAUCUUCAUCGGCUUCGGCUUCCUCAUGACGUUCCUGCAGCGGUACGGCUUCAGCAGCGUGGGCUUCAACUUCCUGAUCGCCGCCUUCGCCCUGCAGUGGGCCACGCUCAUGCAGGGCUUCUUCCACGGCAUGCACGGCGGGAAGAUCCACAUCGGCGUGGAGAGUAUGAUCAACGCUGACUUCUGCACCGGCUCGGUGCUGAUCUCGUUCGGCGCCGUUCUGGGUAAAACCAGCCCGGUGCAGCUGCUCGUCAUGGCGCUGUUCGAAGUCACGCUGUUCGCCGUCAACGAGUUCAUCCUGCUGUCUCUGCUGGGGACCCGGGACGCCGGCGGAUCCAUGACCAUCCACACCUUCGGCGCCUACUUCGGCCUGAUGGUGACGCGGAUCCUGUACCGGCCCAACCUGGACAAGAGCAAGCACAAGAACUGCUCGGUGUACCACUCGGACCUGUUCGCCAUGAUCGGAACCAUCUACCUGUGGAUGUUCUGGCCCAGCUUCAACUCGGCCGUCACGGCGCACGGCGACGACCAGCACCGCACGGCGCUCAACACCUACUACUCCCUGGCCGCCUGCACGCUGUCCACCUACGCCAUGUCGGCGCUCACGGCGCACGACGGCAAGCUGGACAUGGUCCACAUCCAGAACGCCGCCCUGGCCGGAGGCGUUGCCGCGGGAACGGCGGGUGAGAUGAUGCUGACGCCGUUCGGCUCCAUGAUCGUGGGCUUCCUGGCCGGGAUCAUCUCCGUCCUGGGCUACAAGUACCUGUCGCCCGUCCUGGAGGACAAGCUGAAGAUCCAGGACACCUGCGGCGUCCACAACCUGCACGGCAUGCCGGGCGUCCUGGGGGCCGUGGUGGGCGCCGUCACCGCCUCACUGGCCACCAGGGAGGUCUACGGAGGCGGGCUGGACGACGUGUUUCCGCUGGUGGCCGAGGGGAAGCGAGAGGCGUCGCUCCAGGGGGGCAUCCAGGCCCUGUCCCUGGCCGUCACGCUGGGCAUCGCCCUGCUGGGCGGCCUCAUCGUCGGUUUCAUCCUGAAGCUGCCCGUCUUCGGAGCCCCUCCAGACACCAUCUGCUUCGAGGACAGCAUCUACUGGGAGAUGCCCGGAGAGGAGGCGCACCACGAUGAGCUGAGCACCGUCAGGACAGCGGAAAUGGAGAAGCUCAACAGUUAGACGCACAUACACAGAAAGACAGGAACACACACACACACACACACACACACACACACACACACACACACACUGGAGACGCUCUAGGUUCUGACCCUCACUGAGCUUACAAACUGUGUUAAAAGCAAAUAUUUUCUCCCUCAAUAAAGUGAAAAGUCCCUUUUUGCGGUCAGUGACAGCUCUGACCAGCAGGGGGCGCUGGAGGGCUGCGUUACUCUGCUGCAGGCCUGCAGGAAGGCUGCACGGGGAACCUGGAGAACCAGGAGAACCCAGGACACCGCUGUGUAACCAGUGUCCCUAAAGCAGCAGGAGACCUGAAAACCAAAGACGCCUCUGAAGCCGUCAGGAUGGAAACAACUCGUCUCAUUUCUAAAUUUCAAUCAGCAGAUUUCAUUCAACCUGAUGCGUUUCCAUGUAUAAUUAUUUUUAAUCUCCUAAUUUCUUCCUAGCAUAUGAAACAGGAUUAGAUUAGAGCCCUCCUGUUGCUUUAGUUAGUCCCUUUAUGGUUUUUGUAUAUCUCGGACUGAUUCGGUAAAAUUAACGGUGGCUGAAUUUACUCUUCCAGACAAUCUUUUGUAAAAUGAAAUCCUUUUUUCAGCACUACAUUGGAUAUUUUUUUGGAAUAAUAAAUGGUUGAAAAUGA